Messenger RNA from Camelus dromedarius (Arabian camel), 3146 nucleotides. RefSeq names its product TXK tyrosine kinase (gene TXK). Lineage: Eukaryota; Metazoa; Chordata; Mammalia; Artiodactyla; Camelidae. The transcript has 15 exons. Gene Ontology annotation, molecular function: non-membrane spanning protein tyrosine kinase activity; ATP binding; protein binding. Gene Ontology annotation, biological process: T cell receptor signaling pathway; adaptive immune response; protein phosphorylation. The coding region runs from base 586 to 2181 and encodes 531 amino acids. The record is from RefSeq and is a predicted model, not a curated record. Gene Ontology annotation, cellular component: plasma membrane.
UUUGUAAGUAUACAGUCCAAUGGCAUAAAGUACACACACAUUCCAUACAAUCAUCACCAUUAUCCACCUCCGGGACAUUUUUGUCAUCUCAAGCUGAAACUCUUGGAUAUAAUUUUAAGGAAGAGUUAGCAUGCGCUCCUGAUGGAUUGGACUGGGAUGUGAGGGAAAGAGAGAGGUCAAAGAUGACUCUAAGAGUAUUGGCCUGAGCAACUGGAAAAAUGGAGUUGCUCUUGACAAGAUGGAGAGGAAUGGGUAGAGCAAAUCUGGGGAGGAAGGAAGAGAAGGAGUUCAGAUGUCUUCAUGCUCGUUUGAGCUGUCCGCUAGACAUCCAAGUGGAGAAUUUGAGAGUGCGUGUGACAUGCAAGUCUGGAAGUCACUGGAGCUGGGCUAGAGGUGAACAUUUGGGUGUCAUCAGCAGAUCAGUGGUUUUUAAGACACAGGAAGGAGUGAGAUAAGGGAGUGAACGAGACAGAGAAAAGAAAUCAGGGGCUUUGGGGCAGUCUAGCAUUAGACCCAGCUUAAGAGGUGAGGGAGGAAGAGAAGAAAGCAGCAAAGGAGACCGAGAAGCAGGAAAACCUGGAGGACAUGGUGUCAAAUGCUGCUGAGGGCUCAGAUAAUACCAUCCAAUCAAUUUUCUGUUGCUGCUGUUGCUGUUCUGUGCAGAAGCGACAAGUGAGGACACAAAUAAGCCUGAGCAAGGAUGAAGAACUUUCCGAAAAAUACACACAGCGUCGCAGACCAUGGUUCAGUGGAUUGCCAAGUAAGAAGCAAUCCAACAGUGGCCGUGUGCAACCAUCAAAACGCAAGCCGCUGCCUCCCCUCCCGCCAUCUGAGGUUGCUGAAGAGAGGAUCCAAGUCAAGGCACUGUAUGAUUAUCUGCCCAGAGAGCCCUAUGAUUUAGCGUUAAAGAGAGCAGAGGAGUACCUGAUACUGGAGAAGUAUAAUCCUCACUGGUGGAAGGCCAGAGACCGCCUGGGGAAUGAAGGCUUAAUUCCAAGCAACUAUGUGACUGAAAACAAACCAACUAAUUUAGAAAUAUAUGAGUGGUACCAUAAAAAUAUUACCAGAAAUCAGGCAGAACGUCUUUUGAGACAAGAGUCUAAAGAAGGUGCAUUUAUUGUCAGAGAUUCAAGACAUUUGGGAUCCUACACCAUUUCUGUGUUUAUAAAGGCUAGGAGAAGCAUGGAGGCCACCAUCAAACAUUAUCAGAUUAAAAGGAAUGACUCUGGGCAGUGGUACGUGGCUGAAAGGCACCUCUUUCAAUCAGUCCCUGAGCUGAUCUGGUAUCACCAACACAACGCAGCCGGGCUCAUGUCCCGUCUCCGCUACCCCGUUGGGCUGAUGGGCAGCUGUUUGCCAGCCACAGCUGGUUUUAGCUACGAAAAGUGGGAGAUAGACCCGUCUGAGUUGGCUUUUGUAAAGGAGAUUGGAAGCGGUCAGUUUGGGGUGGUCCAUUUAGGCAAAUGGCGAGCACAUGUCCAGGUGGCUAUCAAGGCCAUCAACGAAGGCUCCAUGUCUGAAGAGGAUUUCAUUGAAGAGGCUAAAGUGAUGAUGAAAUUAUCUCAUUCACGGCUUGUUCAGCUUUAUGGAGUAUGUAUACAGCGGAAGCCCCUGUAUAUUGUGACAGAGUUUAUGGAAAAUGGCUGCCUGCUUGACUAUCUCAGAGAGAGAAAAGGAAAGCUUAGGAAGGAGAUGCUGCUGAGUAUGUGCCAAGAUAUCUGUGAAGGGAUGGAGUAUCUGGAGAGAAACUGCUUUAUUCACAGGGAUUUAGCGGCGAGGAACUGCUUGGUCAGUUCUACAAGCAUAGUAAAAAUUUCAGACUUUGGAAUGACAAGGUACGUUUUGGAUGAUGAAUAUAUCAGUUCUUCUGGAGCCAAGUUCCCAAUCAAGUGGUCCCCUCCUGAAGUUUUCCAUUUCAACAAGUAUAGCAGCAAAUCUGACGUCUGGUCAUUUGGAGUUUUGAUGUGGGAAGUUUUUACAGAAGGAAAAAUGCCUUUUGAAAAUAAGUCAAAUUUGCAAGUGGUAGAAGCUAUUUCUAAAGGCUUCAGGCUGUACCGCCCUCACCUGGCACCCAUGUCCCUGUAUGAAGUCAUGUACAGCUGCUGGCAUGAGAAACCUGCAGGCCGCCCGACGUUUGCUGAGCUGCUGCGGGUGCUCACAGAGAUCGCGGAAACCUGGUGACCUGGACGGAAUGCCGACCCAGGGCGUCGUCGGGCAAGAUUGUCACACAGGGAAACCCUGUGUGUGGCUGGCUAAUGGUGAAUGUUUUCCUUUAGACGCACUGACUCUCAGAAACAGCGCAAAGAUCAUAGACUUUUCAAACUUUUUAAAGUUUAAGCAUAUUCUGACAAUUUUUCUACAUGCGUAUUUGACAGAGACUUCGAAGCUCUGAUUUUUCUGUAAUAUUCUUUGCGUCUGAAGGAAGGAAAAAUACUCCAUAGCAGCCUUCAAACUGGCUACUCUUCGUGAGAACAGCCCCGAGGCCCCCUGAGGGCACGUGAAAACCUCAUCCUUUACUGAGGAAGGGUCUGAGGACAUUUCUUUCCUGAAGAAGAGUGACAUUCUUUCCUUUGAUGGCCCAUGCACAGAAGAUGAAAAUAAAGUCUUCCAACUCCUGGAAUGAAGGAGCAGCCCCUGCAGAAUGUCAUGCUUUUGAGCUGUACGGAGCUUCAUGAAAAAUGCACCUUUGCAAACCACGUGAAUGUGAGCCUUCUGGAACUCCCCCACAACCUUCCCUGUGUUAUUUAACAGAUUGUUUUUGCACAUUUCUGAUUAUCUGGGGGACAGUCUCCUGUGUUCCAGGAUUGAGCAUGGUUAUAGGAGAGAGUUCUUUGAGUGGGUCCUGGUGACAUUUCUAUUUCCAGCGAUGUCCAUUGUCUGCAACAAUUCAGAACUGGAAUCUUAGUUCUGAGAUUUCACACUUUGUACGUGUGAAGUUGGACCAUUUAAGAAGUCUCAUUUUGUCAUAGAAAGUGCCUCUAGUACCCUUCUAGAGGAUGACUUGUUUUUCCCACGAGAGCAAGAGGAGACAAAAACAAGAAACCCACAUGUUACAUGAAGUUCCAUUAUUUUUGAAGUCCAGGGUUUUGGAUUCAAGAUGAAAUAACCAGUCAUCAGAAUUAAAUCUUAACUUCUCGUGCACCAUA